CCUCAGCAGUUAGAAGGAAGAGUGAAGAAAGAGACAAAGCGUGGAGUAGGAUGGGUAGGAAGUUUUGACUUGAGUGAUCAGAAAAGAGGAUUGCCUGACUCAAAGACGCUACAUCUUCAGCUGACAGCAUGUCUUCUUGCAAGCCGGAGGAGCAGUUGGCCUACGAGCUGAGCUGUCCCAUCUGCCUCCAGCUCUUUUCAAACCCUGUGGUCCUCCCCUGUGGCCACAACUACUGUCUAUCCUGUAUUUCUGACACAGCAUUUGCCGCCAUGAAGCAUGACAAAAUGCCUCCUCGUUGCCCUGAGUGCCGUGAGGAGUUUGAGAGUGUGAGCACCCUGCAGAAGAACUUCAAACUCUGCAGCAUCAUCGAGGGAUACCGAGCCACCGUUCCCCUCAUGAACAGAGAGUGCGACACUGAGCCGGAGAGGAUGAGGGUUUUCUGUGACCACUGCAUCGACGAGCAGUGUCCAGCUGUGAAGUCUUGUCUGAAGUGUGAGGUGUCGCUGUGUUCCCGGCACGUCCAGAGACACCAGGAGAAGGACUCGUUCAGGGGUCACACUUUGGUGGAGCCAAUGGAUGAGCUUGGGAUGAGGGGCUGCACAAUCCAUCAGUGUCCCUUUGAGUACUUCUGCUCAGAUGACAUGUCCUUGCUGUGCGCCACAUGCUUCAUAGAGGGCUUUCACCAGAAACACGACAUCCUCACCUUCAGCGUGGCCGAGGAGGAGAUGAGACGUGCGCUGGAGAGCCGCAGCAAGGUGAUUUCCAGCCGGCUGCAGAUGACAGAGUGUCUCCUUCAGAAGACGGCAGAGGAGCAGGGAGCCUCUGAAGCUGUUGGAGACAAACUGGUGAACAAGGCCGUCACUGUGAUGGACAGUAUUGCUGCAUUAGUGGACAGGUACAGGGAGCGUCUCCACGUGCUGCUGGAGGAGGAGAGAGGCCAGCGCAGAAACAGCUGGCAGCAAGGACUGAGCAUGCUGGAAAUACAACAGCAGCAGCUGCUGGAGGCUCAGCAGAGUGCUGCAGAGGUCCUCAGUGAGACUCACGCAUGUGUCUUCAUACACAGGUUUAUGCUGAUCGAACAUAAGCUGAGAGAAGCCGCUGCAAGUCCCAUGCCUUCAAAGAUCCCCUUAAAGGCUCCGCUCAACACAAAGCGUCUCCAGGUGGGCCUGAAAACCCAAGACUUCCGUACAGAAAUGGCCCACCUCCUGGAUUCUCUUCAUAUCCUCCUCAGCCCCUUGGACCUGACCUUCAACCACAUCACUGCCAACCCCAGCCUCAUCAUCUCCAAUGAUUUACGCACGGUCAAGUUCAGCUCCACCAAGCAGUCAUACAUGGAGCACCCAGAGCGCUUCAUGAGUGCACCCCAGGUCCUGUGCAGCCAGGGAUUCUCUGGAGGUGAGCAUGUGUGGGUGGUAGAAGUGGGCCCUAAAACCCAGUGGUCUCUGGGGGUGUGCUACAAGAGCAUCCCUCGCCGCGGUGACCACAGUCGCUUGGGACAUAACUCUGUGUCCUGGAGGUUGCAGUGGAAAAACGGAAAGCUGACGGUGUGCCAGUCGUCCUGCAAUGUGGCUCUGGGGGAAAUGACCAAUCAGCCGCAGAGGAUUGAGGUAGCACUGGACUAUGAGGGAGGAACGUUGAUUUUUCACAGCACCAAAGGGCGCAGAGAGCACCUCCACACCUUCAGGACUGUGUUCAAGGAGCCGGUUUAUCCAGCGUUCAGCAUCCACUCCAACACAUCAGAGUCCUGGAUCACUCUGCAAAGUGGGAUGUAAACUUUUUUAUGUGUCAUUCAAGCAAAACAAUCAGUUUCCUACUGCACACUAAAUAGCUAUGACAUUGCAAAAUGAACUUUUAUGAUUAACAUAGAGCAAAAGUCUGAAUAUACUACUAUAUACUAUAACCUGUGUAUGGACUGUAUACCGCUGCAGCAUCUCUGAUGCAGUCAAAUGAUGCUCCAGCUAACUAUAAACUACUUUCAGAUUCAUGCAAGUAUUUCUGGGAUAAAAAGCAAAAACAAACAAACAAAAAAAUGCAUUGGAGGGACAAGCUGCAAACACAUGCAUGAAGGUAUUUUGUGAAUAAUAAGACAGCACUCACAGAUGUAAAGAAUUGGGCUGUCAAAUGAUGAAUUUUUAAUUGUGACUUAUCACAGAGUUAAUCGUGAUUUUUCUCCUUUUAGCAGCAUUUUGAAAGUCUACAUAUUUAAGACUGUUUUUUUUCUUUUCUUCACUGUCUAAAAAUAUGGGUAAUUGACUUCCUGUUUGGAUGAAGACCUGCUUUUAUUUUGAAAAGAAACACAGAACCCUCGGUAGAUCAAAGAUUUUGACAUGAAAAAAAGAUGUUGGCAUGGAUUGAAAAGGAAAUAAGGGAUAGAAUGUUAAAAAAAAAAAACCUUAAUAACAAGAUUGUGAGUUUUUCAAACUGAAGUUAAGAUAUUCAAAAGGGCAGUGGUGGCUUACUUUACAUCAUAGUGACUGCAGGGAGACGUUGCAGUGCUUGACCAAAUUUUGCUGACAUGGACAAUAAAGCACAAGAUUAAAGACAAUUCAUGCACUUAUUAUGGACAUUAAAUGCAUUAAAAUUAUUGGAUUAAUAGUAACAGUGCUAAUCAGGGGCACAGCUAGGGAUUUUGGGCCCCCAGAAAGAUUAUUACACAGGACCACUCCUUAACUGGCGAGCCGAGCAAAAAAUGUUGCAUUGUUUUUUACAAAUAUCUAUGCAUUUUAAUGUAUUUUUGAAGCACAA
Messenger RNA from Cheilinus undulatus (humphead wrasse), 2745 nucleotides. Its product is annotated as E3 ubiquitin/ISG15 ligase TRIM25-like. The coding region runs from base 129 to 1772 and encodes 547 amino acids. Gene Ontology annotation, molecular function: zinc ion binding; protein binding. The transcript is spliced from 4 exons. The record is from RefSeq and is a predicted model, not a curated record. NCBI's taxonomy places the organism in Eukaryota, Metazoa, Chordata, Actinopteri, Labriformes, Labridae.